AUGACACAAUUACACAUCGAAGAGGUUUAUCCGAAAAGUAUAACUAAUCCCGUACUAAUUAACUUUCAAAAUGGCUACGCGACGGACAAUUUUACAACUGAACAAUGUUUUAUAUACGACAAUGACGAAAAGGAGACCAAAACUAUAGCCACUACAUUAGACGGCUUGGUCUACGCCGGCGAGGAGGAAACAGAAGAUCUUGGCAGAACGUUGAUACUAGCCAGAAAUAAAAGCACCGGUAAAGUACGUGUGAUUGAAUCUAGCUAUGUAGACUUGAAACCAGUCUUCAAAACUAACACAGACGCAGCCCCAUUAGAAACCAGUACAUUGGAACUCAGUAGGAAAUUCGGUUCAAAGAAACAAAAGCAAAGAAUGGAACAACGCGAGAAACUGAAAGUCAACAUCGAAACUGUUACCGAGCAGAUGCAAAACGUUACACAGGAGAUAACCGAAGAUAAAGUCGAUUUAUCCUCAUACAACAAGACCGAUUCAGACGAUUUUUAUAUACCGAUUAUAAAUCGGCAAGCCGAUAAAGUGGAGGAAGUUUACGACAUCAAUAAUAUAUUCACUGAGGAGCAAUAUGAAAAAAUAUACUCUGAACUCGAAGGCAAAGACUAUGAUAACGAUUUGAUUCCAAUCAUCAAAAGUAUUGUUAAAAACAAUUUAUCCCAAAGGAUGACUGUCUUAGCUGUAUACGCAAAUUAUUUACUACAGUUAUACAUAACAAUGAUGAAAGAAAUAAGUAAAAAAAGUUUCACAGUGUGCCCACAUUCGGUUACAUUAAACAGGCAUAUAUUAGACAACUUCCUACUCACUACCAAUGGAAAACGAACUCGUCCUGCCCCAUAUAAAGACAAGUCAUUAUGUUAUGCUAUGGUGAUGUUACUAAUAAUAAAUAAUUGCAAAUUUGACUUGAACAGUCUCUGCGAAUCUAUUAAAAUCACUCCAAACACAGCAGCCAUGAAAGUAAGAGUGACUGGAGCAUCAGUUACUACAUCGGGCAGCAAGAAAGUAGUUCAGUUAAAACUACCUUUGAACACAAAGUCAAGUUUCAGAAGGAGAAGUGCUAAGUUUUAA
Messenger RNA from Danaus chrysippus (African queen), 1077 nucleotides. NCBI's taxonomy places the organism in Eukaryota, Metazoa, Arthropoda, Insecta, Lepidoptera, Nymphalidae. The record is from the annotation of a GenBank genome assembly.